UGGGCAUCAGGAACCAUAAAUCAGAUCCAGAGAGCAUUCAGUUCAAUCCAGCGUUAAUGCCGAGGAGUCUGAUGGCAAGGGACAGAGUACUGGGACAAGGGCUGCUCCUCAGACUGGGCAUCUCCAUGAUGCUGCUGGGGUCUCUCCUUCCCAGCACAGAUUCUAGUCCUCAUCCACUUCCACAGUUUGCUUCCUAUGAAGUGAUAGUUCCGAGGAAGCUAGCACCCAAGGAAGGCAAAGCCACCAAUGAUGAGGUGUCCUAUGUCAUCAAAGCAGAAGGGAAGAACCACAUUGUUCACCUAAAGCAGAAGAAAGGAUUCCUAGUAAAAAAUUUCCCAGUCUUCACUUACGAUGCUAGAGGUCAACUGAGAGUAGAUCUGCCCCAUAUUCCAGAUGAUUGUUACUAUCAUGGGUAUGUGGAAGAUACCCCAGAGUCUCACGUGGCCCUCAGCACCUGCUCUGGACUCAGAGGGUUUCUCCAGAUUGGGAGCUUAAACUAUGGUAUUGAACCUGUGGAGACUUCCUUUACAUUCCAGCACCGUCUUUAUCGAACAGAGGAGAUGGAACCCAAGGCUGUGACAUGUGGAUUAACUGCCAAAGAGAUCAACUAUCAAGCUUCUGAAACGGAGAGGAGGCAGGUUCCCAAAGCGGAGGCAUUUCAUCCCUGGACGCACACUAAGUAUAUGGAGCUUCUUAUAGUGGUGGACAAACUGCGGUUUGAAUAUUCAGGCAGAAAUAUAACUAAUGUUUCAAUGCAAGUUGUUGAUGUCGUCAGUAUGGUGGAUGAGCUUUUUUAUCCUCUUCGUCUUCGCAUACUACUAACUGGACUAGAAAUUUGGACAGAAAGCAACCCCAUCAAAAUUACACACAAUAUAAGUGAGGUUCUUUUCAAUUUUAACCUUUGGAGAAAACGUCACAUUUAUCCACGGGCGCCACAUGAUGUAGGACACCUGUUUGUGUAUAUGAAUUUUGGAGCAAACAUUGGAAAAGCAUACCUGAGAAGUGUCUGUGAUAAGAAACGUGCAUCGGGUGUCGAAGCAUUCAUGCAUGGCCCUUCAAGGGAGUUUGCUGUGCUUUUUGCUCAUGAGUUGGGACAUAAUAUUGGCAUGAAACAUGAUGGAAAAGAGUGCGUGUGUGCCAAUGACAGUACCUGCAUCAUGAAUGCGCAUCAUACACAAGUCCAUCAAUUCAGUAACUGCAGUUCUAGAGACUAUUUUGACCUAACAGUGUCAGGGCAAGGACGCUGUCUGAAUAACAUCCCAGAAAUUGAAAAGCUAUUUCAUGUGCAGUAUUGUGGCAACUUCAUAGUUGACCCAGGAGAACAGUGCGAUUGUGGCUCCAAAAAGCAAUGUAAAAAGGACCCUUGCUGUGAUCACACUUGCCAGUUGAAGCCAGGGGCUAUUUGUGCUUUCGGACAGUGCUGUCACAAAUGUCAGUUUCUUCCAGAAGGAAGAACAUGCAGAAAGAAGACAAGUGAAUGUGACCUGCCUGAGUACUGCAAUGGGACUUCUCCAUGGUGCCAAGAGAAUGUGUAUAUGCAAGACGGGACUUUAUGCAGUGACAAUGGCUACUGUUUUCAUGGGUUUUGCUCUACUCACAAUUUACAGUGUCAACACCUCUUUGGCAAAGCAGCAAAGGCAGCUCCAGAAAGUUGCUUCAAAGAAGUGAACCUAAAAGGGGAUCGGUUUGGCAACUGUGGAGGGGACGGGGGAGAUGGAAAGUUUGAGCAAUGUAAAUUGGAAAACAUCUUGUGCGGAAGGGUGCAGUGUGUGAAUGUAAAAAGAAUACCUUGGGGAGAGGAUCAUACGACCCUAAUUCAAACUCCGGUGGAUAAUAUGUGGUGCUGGGGUACAGACUUUCACGUGGGGAUGGAGCUCUCCGAUACUGGUAUAGUAGAAGAUGGUGCAAAGUGUGGAACAAACAAGAUUUGUAUUAACCAUACAUGUGUCAAUGAGACAACAGUGCUGACAUCCGACUGUACUUUAAAGAAAUGCGGCGGUAGAGGGGUUUGCAACAGUAACGGGAACUGCCAUUGUAAUGAUGGUUGGGCCCCUCCGAACUGUCAGUUCGCCGGCUUUGGAGGAAGCAUUGACAGUGGGCCCCCCCCACUUUCCAAAGUUAGACUCUCUAGUUUUGUUGGGACUAUUGUGGGCAUAACCCUUGCUGCCGCUGUAGUCACUGCAGCGAUCGCUCUCUUACUUAAAAAGCCUGUAGCAACAGUGAUUCAUAAAGCAUCUGAAAGCAUUGGGCAAAUACAGCCAUCUCGCAGGAGUGUGUGA
Gopherus evgoodei (Goodes thornscrub tortoise) is the source of this 2279-nucleotide messenger RNA. Its product is annotated as disintegrin and metalloproteinase domain-containing protein 9-like. Gene Ontology annotation, molecular function: metalloendopeptidase activity. The transcript has a single exon. The record is from RefSeq and is a predicted model, not a curated record. Gene Ontology annotation, cellular component: plasma membrane; sperm head plasma membrane; external side of plasma membrane. Lineage: Eukaryota; Metazoa; Chordata; Testudines; Testudinidae. The coding region runs from base 57 to 2279 and encodes 740 amino acids. Gene Ontology annotation, biological process: proteolysis; male gonad development.